AUGAGUUCGGUGAUCCAAUUUGUCAAGUCUUCAAAGGACUUCGAAGCGUAUUUAUCGAAGAACAAAUAUUUAGUGGCGAAUUUUACGGCUUCUUGGUGUGGUCCAUGUCAACAGGUGAAACCAAUAAUAGAUGCAUUGUAUACGGAUGAAACAAAUGAAAGGAUAGAAAUCGUUAGAGUGGAUUUGGAUUCCCAGGGAGAUUUGGCAUCUCAGUAUCAAGUGACCAGUAUACCUACGUUUGUCUUCUUAGAAAAUGGUAAAGAGGUCAGCAGGGUUACAGGAGCCAAUGUUCCAGAAUUCAUGAAGCAAUUUCACACGAUGAAAGAGAAAACUGCUAACGACGAAACUUCCACCAAGAGAGUUGGUAAUGGUGCAACCAGUGUUUCUGUUUCAACUUCGGCAUGGAAAGAAAUCGCCGAUAAAAUCCCUAAAGGCUUUGAAAUCUUGAAUGGUUCUAUUUACUUUGGUGAAUUCGAAGCUUUGAAUGCAUUGCCUCUCUACAAAGGUGAAGAAGAUUCUGACGUGAAAAAUCUCUUCAGGCUCGAAUACACUAAGGAAACCAGCACUGUAUUAUCAGAUGCUGAUUCACAGUUGUUGUUUUACGUUCCAUUUACAAACAUUUCCAAGGUUUCUUCAAUCUUGCUCAAGCUUAGAAAGAAUAAUAAAACUGCCUCCGAUGCGGAAUUGGAAUUGGAUGAGGAGGACUUAAAGAGCGAAUGUCAAGAUCCAAGCCUUAUCAAGGUCUGGCAUAAUAAACAUAGUAUUAUGUCUUUCGAUGACGCUUCAGCAGACACCAAUGCUCCUCAUAUCGAAAAGAUCACUGAAACCAACGAUGAAGUGUGGUAUGAAUGCAAAUUAAAAUUUGUCAGAUUCCAAAACGUUCAAAGUUUGAAUAUUUUAAUUGAUGGGGAAGAUGAAGACUAUCACACUCUUCUUGAUAAAGUCAUUUUUAUCGGUGUCAAUGGUGAAUCGAAGGAACAGGCUAAGAUCCUGAAAUUAGAUGAUGAAUAA
Debaryomyces fabryi is the source of this 1011-nucleotide messenger RNA. RefSeq lists its product as uncharacterized. NCBI's taxonomy places the organism in Eukaryota, Fungi, Ascomycota, Pichiomycetes, Serinales, Debaryomycetaceae. The transcript has a single exon. The record is from RefSeq and is a predicted model, not a curated record. The coding region runs from base 1 to 1011 and encodes 336 amino acids.